This is a messenger RNA of Actinia tenebrosa (Australian red waratah sea anemone), 3676 nucleotides long. RefSeq lists its product as uncharacterized. Gene Ontology annotation, biological process: protein phosphorylation. NCBI's taxonomy places the organism in Eukaryota, Metazoa, Cnidaria, Anthozoa, Actiniaria, Actiniidae. The record is from RefSeq and is a predicted model, not a curated record. Gene Ontology annotation, molecular function: ATP binding; protein kinase activity.
UUCGAGGGAGCAUAUACCAAUUGAGAGCUGUGCAGCUUCAAGUAUGGCUCGGGGCCUGCAUCAUCGAGGUUCCUCCACAGACUUCACGUCAUCGUCUGAAGAUGAAGGUUGCACCAAGAGGAAAAAGAAGCGAAUAAAGAAUAUAGUCAAUAUCCGUGGUAAAGAAAAUCAUGUGGCCGUUGGGAAUGGUGCAAACGUAUCAACAACAGCAGAAUCAGCUGGUGUAACUCAGAAUUCUUUUGAUGUUGUAGAAAUAUUGAAAAACCCCACCACACUUCUCGAGGCAGUGGCUAAAUGUCGAGGCACCGAGAAGGAUAAAAUCGAGAAGAAUAUUUUGCAACAUCUUCUACCAGAAAUCGAGAACCAUGCUAUCAAGGCCGCAAGCAGUUGCAACGAUGCUCUAGAGCUGCUUGCUAGGUUCUGUUCUCCAGAGCUGAAAAGUCCAAGACUUACCAUUCAUUCCCUAAGGAUAAUGAAGCGGUUGCUUGAUCUAGAGUUUGGCAGCUGUGAGUCGGCAAACGCUCAUAUUAUAGAGGUCGAAAGGAUACUGCGUCGGUCCUUGGUCGACGGCAGCUUUGCAGAAAACCUUCAGCAUAUUCAAAGAUGCCGUCUUGAAGUGUAUAACAGUAUUCUAGCUUUAAUACUGCUGUACCUUGCUAAGGGUCACCUGAAACCUCCAUACAUUAACAAGACAGAGAAAGAAGAAAUAAAACAGACUGUAACGAAAAACAUCCAGAAAACUCUCCAAAGAAAUCCGCGUCCCAAAAAAGAUCGCUGGCGCUUCUCAAUGGAAACAGUUUUAAACUUGAUCGAGCGUUUGUUUGACUACAAUAAAUUGAGUCGCAUGACCAAGCUGUUGGAUUUGUGUAAAGAUAUCACGCUGGAAGCUUUCCUGAAGAAGCUGCAAUGUGCAGAAAGUAGUUCAGUGGAUUAUUUUGUCAUCCUGAAAAUGCUCCAUGGCAAGUUGUGUACCAGUAAUGCCGAUGCUUAUCAAAUUAUUGAGAUCAUCAUCAAGAAUCACGAUGUGUUCAGUAAGGUCCUCUCGGGCCGAACAUUAACAAAAGACAUGGGAGACGAAGUAUUUCUACUCAUACAGAAAUGUAUGGGAAAAACUAGGCAAGACAGAAUCAGUUCAUUUCAGAAAAUUUCCGAAGAGCUUCAAAAACUUCUUGCUGAAUGUGACGGAAAAGGUGCAGAUGAACGUCUUAGACUGAUUUCAGAACCUUUGCCAAAGGAAGACAAAGAUAUUGACGUUAUGAAAAAUACACCAAACACAACCAAAGAAUCAUUGAGCCUUGUGGAUAACAGUAAGCAACAUUUGGAAAAAUUAAGGUUAUUGGACCAUACGCAUCUUGCUAGGGUUGUAGAAGAUCGGAAAACCAAAUCUGGAAGAGUGAUUGCCUACGAAAACUGCGAGGGUCCAAGUCUACGACAUUACAUCUUGAGUAACAAAUGUACACCUGAAGAUGUGAUUGAAUUCGCUGCUCAAAUCACCGAAGCAAUAAACUACCUCCACCAAAAGAACAUCGUACUUUGCGUUUUAAAUGCUGAAAGCGUCAGGGUUGUCAAAAAGAAUCAUGUGAAAAUCUUCGGAUUGCACUUCUCUAGAAGCAUUUUACCAUCUUGCAACCAGUUCAACACCUCAUUUGGUGUUGUGAAUGGCGAGGUUCAUCCAGAUGUAUAUCGUUGGUGCGCUAAAGAGGUCAUUCAGGAAGGGAUAUUUUCUACCGCUGGAGAUAUCUGGUCACUCGGCAUGACAAUUUUGGAGAUGUUUCUGUGUCUUGCAAAAGAUGCCGAUACUGCAAAACCAUUCUCGCAGUAUUCUAAUGAAGAGAUUUUGGGCGCUUUAAAGAAGAAUUGCCGUCCUUUCCAACCUGUCCUAUGCCCGGACUGGGUGUACGUACUCGUGACACAGUGUUGGUGUUUAAAAACCACAGAACGAGCUUCUUCAUUGUCAGUGCUCGAUUGCUUGACACAAAAAUGCCCUUGGAAAUCUUACCUUCUUCAGCGUUGGAUAAAACAGAACGAAAUACAUGAAAAUUGGCCAAAUUUGAAUGUUGUUCAGCAGCUUGAUGAAACUAAUCCCAUCUCCAGACAAGACGUCGAAAGCUCGGUUUCUGAGGAAUUUGCGGGUUCCCAUAUCUACGACUAUGAGGGUCCAUUUUGGUUAAAGAAAUUUAAAGACCUUGUGAUAAGUGGAAAGCGUUUCUUGAUGCCAUCAUCACGACCUCCACGAUCAGAACAACGACCACGACUGCCAAAUUCACCUCAAGAAACACCGGAAGAUAUCAAGCACAAGAAUCAGAAGGGCAAGGAUGAAGACGAUUGUGACGAUACCUACGACUUGCCAAGACUACCAGAAUACGAAGUGACUUGUCCUCCAAGAUUGAGAUCGGCAUCAUUCCCACCACUUUCGUUGCCACCAAAUUCAACCCAAGAAACAAUUACUGAUAUCAGGCAGAAGGAAAAGAAAGGGGAGGAUGACGACACAUAUUAUAAUAUCGACGACAUGACAAAACUACCAGAAUACAAGGUGACGGCUUGUCCUCCAAGACUGAGGUCCGCAUCAUCCCCACCACUCCCCUGGCCACCAAAUUCAACCCAAGAAACAAUUACUGAUACCAGGCAGAAGGAAAAGAAGGGAGAGGAUAACGACAUAUAUGAUGAUACUAACGACAGGCCGAGACUACCAGAACACAAGGUGACAGCUUGUCCUCCAAGACUGAGGUGCGUAUCAUCCCCAUUACUCUCGUUGCCACCAAAUUCACCCCAAGAAACACCGACAAAUAUCAAGCACAAGGAAGAGAAGGGGAAAGAAAACGACAUAUACGAUGAUACCUACGAUAGGCCAAGAACAAAAUGUUUGCAUGGUAAUUCCGACCAGGAAUGCUAUACACCUUACCUAGAACCUGAUGAAUCGUAUCAAGGUUUGUCGUAUUCCACAGAGAAUGGAUACAUGUCUUUAAUAAGCAACUCAAGUGAAAGGAUAUUCGAUGUGGAUGUCGCUGGUUUCCAUAUGGCUUCUACCAAUAAUGGGGCUGCCAACAAUAUGGAAAAUCAAAAGCCCGUUUUUUUAAUGAAUAUAUAACCUUGACAACGACAAGCACGAGCCAACGUUUUUACGCUCAAUGACACGUGGCGGUCUAAUAAUCAAAUAGAGAAGCAUGAUACUGGUUCAUAAACUAUUAGGGACCGUACUAAUAGAAUAUAUACAAGAUAUGGCUUAUAGUGCCUUGUAUAGACGCAAUCAUUUGUAAAUAAGUAAAUAUAUCGUUCCCCUUUUCUUACCGACAAUUAGAAACAGCAUGAUUUUAGCACAGGGGAAUUUUUAAAUUUUCCAUAUUAAUCCAUGUCUUAUAUACCUAUACUUAUUACUGAAUAUCUAAAAAUAAUAUACAUGAUCAGUUGUAUUAUUUCCAUAGCGAGACUUACUCAGUAAAAACCUCUUUAAUAUACUUUCGUUCCUUCGCUGUUCCUAAUCAAUGCGCGUGUGAGAAAAGCGAUACUUCCAAUCAGAAGCCGACAGCAACCGGCUGUUGCUUGGAAAGUAUCAGUUUAACGGUGGGGAAAGUGCAGUUAGAUUGAACAAAAUUCGCUCAGAGUGAAGCUAAGAACAACUAAAACACGCUGUAGAAGAUUCAUAGGAUUUUAUUAAAAUUCAAUGCACGAAAAUGAA